This is a messenger RNA of Alternaria rosae, 1974 nucleotides long. RefSeq lists its product as uncharacterized. Bases 139 to 1593 code for a protein of 484 amino acids. The transcript is spliced from 2 exons. The record is from RefSeq and is a predicted model, not a curated record. NCBI's taxonomy places the organism in Eukaryota, Fungi, Ascomycota, Dothideomycetes, Pleosporales, Pleosporaceae.
GUCAACUGGCAAGUCGAUGUCGACAACCCCGAGCAGCAGGCGCUGUACCCGACGUGGCAAGCAUGGAAAAAGACCGUAUAUGCGGUGCAGCAGGAAGACAUCGGCGGUAUACCCAGUCCGCCAGUCUUCAAAGCAUUCAUGAGCACACCGCGCGUCAAAGAACAUUUAUACGGUCGCGACACAACACUCUCCCACAUCUUCACAGACGUCGAUGAUGAAGAGAAAGACCCCUCAGACCUCCUCACCUCGCGCCUCUGCAAACACGCCAUACACCCCGGAAACCCCUGCACAUCAACCGAAAUAUGUCCCCUCUGCCUCAUGAAACAAUGUCUCGCGUCUCUCGAACGUAUCGCACAUGUCUGGCGCAUGGUCGGUGGACCGUAUAGGCCGGGUCGAAACGAAGCGGGGUUGUACAUCGUAGAUCCUGGAGAACUGAUGAUAUACUUUGCGACCAAGAAGUUGUGGAUUGCGGAGAAAGCGAGGUGGGCAAAUCUGGUUGGUAUUUAUGAGCAGUAUGCGGUGGGGGAGAGGGCAUGGGAGGAGGAUUAUAGACGAGAUGGCUUUGAGGUUCCUGGGGCGGUGGAGGCGGCUAGUAGCUGUAUUGAAGCGUUGGAAUUGGCGGGACAGAGCCCGUUUGUAGGGGAGGGGUGGAGUGAGGCUUUCGUGCCGGAGAAGUAUCCGAAGAAGCGCGGUGUGAGAGACGAAUUCAGAGGGAGCUCUGUUAGUGGCGUUGAGCUGCUGUGUUCUCCGCCUGAGAGGCCUGAGAUGGAAUCGAAGAUGUUACGGUACUCUAAGGGGGGUUCAGAUGGGACAGAGGAGGCAGACGACAACACCACAGACCACUACCUCAAAGACCAUUCGGACUCGCCGCCUGCCGACCGCGCAGCCGCCCGAGCGGACUCUCCAACCACCUCUCACCGAAAUACAACCUCCGCCAGUUCAGCCAUCUACACAUCCUCUCCCCUACCGCCGUCCUCUCCGCCUCGAUCUCCGUCCACCCAAUUCGUACCUUCCACUCCCAUGAUCGGCGUAUCCUUCCCGGAUGACCUCCCCUCUCCCUCCACCCGACGGUCGUGGUGCUUCAAUCGCACCUCGCAGUCCUACGAACAAGGCAAACACGCAAGUCCAUACGGUAGCAUCAAGGUCGAUACAAGCUUCGCGAGGAACGCCACAUACGACACGUUUAGUGUCGUCGCAGAAGAAGAGCUGGAAACAUCGUCGGAGGCUCAAGAUGAACCUGUCCAAGCAGCUGGAAAGAUUGGGAAGGAGCGUUUUGCCGGUUUCACGGAUGUGGAUCUAGACUCGGAAGAUGAUGGGAGGGAGAGUGAGUGGAGUGAUGACAAUGAUGAUGGGGAUGGAGAAGAUAAUCUCAUGACGAUUAUGGGUAGGAGAACCGAGGGUGGAAAAAGGCUGCCAGGCCAAACUGCGGAAGUCAAGUUCCGACGACCGGUGUUUACGUUUAGUUGGCCAGGCCGGGGAGAAGUGGACGAAGAGGGCGAUACAGUCUCUGACACUAGUUCGGAUGAGUUUGAUGACGAUGAAGUGGAAGAGGCGAUGCGAGAUAUGCAGCCUGAGGCAUUGUAUCCUCCGUAAAAGAUGAUGAGCUUUCAAUAUGGUGCAAGUGCCGAAAGGGUUAUGGCGCAACAUAUGUCCCGCAGAAGAUAGCAUCUUCCGCCAGCCAAAAGCGACCGAACAGUGGAAGGGUGGAUCAUGGGCUCCGUAUGCCAACUCAUGACCGGGCAGGUUGUUUCGAUGGUGCUAUCGAUGUGAGAGGUUACGGGGACUCCCAACGAAGACAGAGAGAGAUUCUACAAGGCCACACUACCUAGGUAUGUAAGUUGCGAAGUGGAUUGUGGGAGCUGAGGAAGCUGUCGUUAUCAUGAUCAAUAGAUAAGAGACGCCAUAUAACGAUCGAAGAGAGUGUGCCCAGGUGGCAUGCUUCGCGCACGGGACAAUGGAGGUGUGAUGCAAGAG